Molecule: messenger RNA, 1532 nt
Organism: Osmia bicornis bicornis
Lineage: Eukaryota; Metazoa; Arthropoda; Insecta; Hymenoptera; Megachilidae
Gene: Nurf-38
Product: inorganic pyrophosphatase
Exons: 8
Coding region: 36-1034 (332 amino acids)
Biological process (GO): phosphate-containing compound metabolic process
Cellular component (GO): cytoplasm
Molecular function (GO): magnesium ion binding; inorganic diphosphate phosphatase activity
Source: RefSeq, a predicted model, not a curated record
AAGCUUAGUACGCACCGGUGUUGUUAGAUGUCAGGAUGUCGUUGAUAACGCUACACGUGUUACGUUGCCAAGGUUUGAAAAAGUUGACUAUUCCGCUCAGAUCAGUAGCGACCGGUACUUUCGUUCAAUCGCAAACGUGUUCUUUGCUCCAGAAGCAAUUGAAGAGAAUGUCGUACACAACGGUGGAAAAGGGUGCAUUAAACACCACCGAUUACAGGCUUUAUUUCAGAAAUGAAACUGGCCCAAUUUCACCCAUGCAUGACAUUCCACUUUAUGCUGAUGAAGCUAAUAAAAUAAUGAACAUGGUUGUUGAGAUACCAAGGUGGACAAAUGCAAAGAUGGAGAUCAAUCUCAAAGAGACCUUAAAUCCUAUUAAACAGGAUGUUAAAAAGGGUAAAUUGAGAUAUGUGGCAAAUUGUUUCCCUCACCGUGGAUACAUAUGGAAUUAUGGUGCAUUGCCACAGACAUGGGAAAACCCUGAGGUAUUGGAUGAAUCUACUGGAUGCAAGGGGGACAAUGAUCCAAUUGAUGUGCUUGAAAUAGGAUAUAGGGUUGCAAAAAGAGGCGAAGUUUUGAAGGUAAAAGUUUUGGGCACUGUGGCACUUAUAGAUGAAGGUGAAACUGACUGGAAAAUAAUUGUUAUUGAUGUUAAUGAUCCUUUGGCAGAUCAAAUGAAUGAUGUAUCAGAUAUUGAAAAACAUUAUCCGGGUUUAAUGAAAGCUACCAUUGAAUGGUUCAAAAUUUACAAAAUACCAGAUGGUAAACCAGAGAAUCAGUUUGCAUUCAAUGGAGAAACAAAGUCAAGAGACUUUGCGUUACAUAUAAUAGAUGAAGUCCAUCAACAUUGGCAAAAUCUUAUUAAGCGUGAAGCGCCGGCGGGAGGAAUCGCAUGUACUAAUGCAACUGUAGCGGGCAGUCCGUUCAAAAUUACUCCAGAGGAUGCUGAAGAAAUGCUAGAAAAGGCUCCAGAAGCAUUAGAACCUGAACCAAUAGAUCCAAUUGUCGAUAAAUGGCAUUACGUACACCUUAAGUGAGAGUAAAAGGGGUAUUCUUACAGUACAUCUUUCGAUGGCUACAUACGUUUGCUUGUUUUAAUGGCACAUGGAGUACUGUGUAUUACUCCCACAAAUUGCUUCGUUAUAAGCUUUGAUACAUUCGAUAGUUAUAGAGAGUAAUUAAAUAUUACAGAACAUGUGCUUGCAGUACCGAAACAAGCAACAUCUUAUGCACGAUGAAACGUAACAGCACAAUGUGCACUAUUUAUUUUAUAUAGUUCUAUGAAGAGAAAAAACAUUAACUUUAAAAUAUGUUCCUUUUUCUUUAAUAUGAUUUAUUAAUAUAUCCUUGUUACUGUACUGUACAUGCAUCACAGUAAUGGAAUAGAAACUAAACAUACUCCUUUCCAAGGUUGUGAUACAAUUUUCCAUAAAUAACCAGGUAAAGCUUAUUGUAGAUGAAAGUAAACUUAUUUUUUUUUCCAGUAUUUGUUAUUUUACAAAUAUGUAAUACAAUAAAUUAGUUUGCGUUCUCAA